UCCCCAUCUCCCCCUUCAGGAAAUUAAAUACAUCUCAGAAUUUACAUAGAAGGAAAGGUUUUUAUAAGAUUUUUCAAGUUAUUCGUUACCUGGUUGACUAGAACGCUCCCCUCCCCCCUCUCCCCCCUCUCAGCAUUCACUCCCCCACCUUCCCUACCCCUUUCAGAAAAUCAAAUUCAAAUAUUACGCAGAAGAUUUUUAUAAGAUUUUCCAGGUUAUUUAAGUUACCUGGCUGACUAGAACGCCCCCUCCUUCCCAUUCUCCCCCGACUCAGAGUAUUCACCACCCCCACCUUCACUACCCCUUCAGAAAAUUAAAUUAAAAUAUUACGUAGAAGAAUUUUUAUAAGAUUUUCCAAGUUAUUGUGGGUAAUUUUGGAACUUACGUAGGGAAAGGUGGUCUCUACUGAACUCUCAAGGUAAAUAAGGAAAUACUAAGACAUUUUUUGAGAUAGUAAAUAGAGAAGAUAAAAAGGAAAUACUAAGACAUUUUUUGAGAUAAUAAAUAGAGAGAGAAAUUAAAAAGAAAAUACUGAGACAUUUUUUGAGAUAGUGAAUAGAGAAGAUAAAAAAAAAUUAAUAGGGGUAAAUUAAAGUAUACAUUCCAGGAAAAAAGAUCGAUUUUUUUACGAAAGUUAAAAGAAAAAGAAGGAAAAGAAAAGAAAGAAAAUAAAAUAAAAUAUGUUCCUUUCUCAAACUUGUUAAAUAUUUUCACGAAACAUCAACAACAACAACAACAACAACAACCACCACCACCUUACCACACCACACCACACCACACCACACCACCUGCAUAUCCAAACACACACACACACACACACACACACACACACUAUCACCACCACCACCACAAACAAGACAUCAACACCCGAAAACACCCCACAAACACACCAGAACACCCCAGGACGCCCCUCCCUCUCCCUCCUCAAACACACAAGGAGGCCUAAAACAUCAUGGGGCGUGUCUAGCCAGUGGUGCCCUUAGACAUAGGCCUACAGAGAGGGAGCCCAUGGCGGGAGAGGCUCUGAGGGUGCUGGAAGGGCGCCAUGUCCCCUGCCGCCCUUGCCUCACACACCCACGCCCACAGCCACAGCCACGCCCACAGCCCACGUUAGGAAUGGUGCUGGGGGUCAUGGUGGUGAUGGUGGUGGCGCCGCUUCUACCCCAGACGGCUGCUCUGUGGCUUGGAGGGUGUGACGGCGCCCUGGGCAUGGAGUCUGGUGGGAUCCCUGACGCCGCCAUCACCGCCUCCUCCUCCCAUGACCACAUCGUCGGCCCUCACAACGCAAGGGUCCGCGUGGAGAAGGAGGGCGGAGCUUGGUGCCCUCGGAGUCAAGUGGCAGCUAAUUCUAGGGAGUAUCUGGAGGUGGACCUGGCGGGGGUGCACGUGGUGACCGCCUCAGGGACCCAGGGGCGCUUCGACAACGGCAAGGGGCUGGAGUAUACACAAGCCUAUAUGCUGGAAUACUGGCGCCCCGGUCUGGCCUCCUUCAGGGUGUACACCAGCGGCAGCGGUAACCAGACCUUCCCCGGCAACAUCAACACAUACCUGGAGCAGCGGAACGCCCUGGUGCCGCCCCUCGUCGCCAGCAAGGUGCGCUUCAUACCUGUCUCAUCGCACCCACGCACUGUCUCUCGCGUUGAGCUCUACGGAUGCCCCAACACAGGAGGCGUGGAGAGCUACAGCGUGGUGGAUGGGAUGGAGAAGGACCCGGGACUGCUACUUACCGAUGACACGUACGAUGGCUCACGAGGUCCCGGGCCCCUGCAGCGAGGUCUUGGCCAGCUGUACGAUGGGCAAGUUGGAGCGCCGCUGUCCAACCUGCAGCUACAGAGUUACGGCAGAGGCAAAGGCUGGGAGUGGGUGGGGUGGUCCCUGGCGCAGCUGCAGAGGGAGCCGCUUCACCUCACCUUCGUCUUCACCACCAUGAGGAACUUCACCAGCCUCGCCCUCCACGUCUUCUCCAGCCCCACAGAUGACUUCCAGGUCCCCUCCAAGGCUGAGGUGUACUUCGGCGAGGAUGGCACCAAUUUCCACGAGAAGGCUCUGGCGUCGCCCCCCACCUGGCCGGGCGCGCUGACCCCCGGCGUGCACAACCUGAGCCUUACCCUUCGCCACCGCCCUGCCAGAGUGCUCAGGCUGCUCAUCUACUUCCCUGGUCCCUGGCUGGCCCUUAGCGAGGUGUACUUUGACAGCGAGCCCUGCCAGUGUAACCUGACGGACUGGGCGGACGGCAAGACGACCUCCCCGGCAGAGCACAUCGCGGGACGACACGACGACCCCACGCGGGACGUCUCCACGGUGUCCGCCGCCCACGCCCACACGCGAGCCUUCAUGGGCGUGGUGGUGGGGUUCGUGGUGGUGGUGUUCCUGCUGGUGGCGGCGGGGCUGCUCAUCUACGUGAGGAGGCUGAGGAAGAAGAAGGCCUCGCCACACGUGCUCAAGAGUCCGCCCUCGGAGACCGCCAGCACAACCUUUGACCUCAAGUCCCUGCGCCUCCCGCCAAGCUUCUCCGGCGCCAGCACCAGCACCAAUGCCGGGGCGUCCCUGUACGGCCCAGUGGCGGUGCCUGGCGACGAGGGCUCCCUGUACCACGAGCCCUACAAGACGCCCCUGUUCAGCGCCUCUCAGUACAGCGUGGCCACCAUCGGCCGCCACCUCAGCGACCACAGCAGGGACGGCACCGCCACGCCCGCCCGCAGGAGUGUCAGCGGCCUUGUGGGUGGCGAAUACGCUCUACCCAUCCUCAAGACGCCCCCGCCCGCACUGGAGUCGGCGGCCUCACACUACACCACCACGCUGCCCUACUCCCACUCCACCCCCCACUCCACCUACGCCUCCUUCAGCCCCGCCCCAGCCCCUCCAUCAACCCUGCCCCCCGCCAGCCUCCCCUCCCUUUCCAGGUACACAGCCGCGCCCCCUCCGCCCCCCCUCCGCGUGCCCCCCGCUGUCACGAAGGCGGGGGUGAGCGUGGUGGGCGGCUGGGGCCCCGUGGAAGGACAAGGGGUGGCCCGGACGAGCAUGAAACCCCGCAGCGCCAGGCAGACACCCCGCCGCGUGCUGCACAGAUUAGCGGAGAGCGACUAUGGCACGGUGCCGUGGGCGAGGCGUCGGGCGGCGGGCGUGAGUGGGCUGCUGGUGAACUCAGAGACGGUGAACGGGAUAGGUAUUGGUGACAGACUGGAGGACACCAUCGCCUUCAGACACUGCCCCUCCCCCCCAACACAGCCACAGCCACAGCAGCAGGUUCCCUCAACGCGCAGGAUGGGCGAGGAGGGGCGGGAGUGGCGCCCCCCCAUACGAUCCCUCUCACAGGACGCGGCGACGACUGUGGAGGGCUGAGGGAGGAGGAAGAGGAAGAGGAAGAGGAGGAGGAGGAGGAGGAGCAGGAGGAGGAAGGCGACGGCAGCUGUACAGACCACCCCUCCCCCCUCCCCCUUUGACAGCACAGCACUGAGGCCACUGUG
This is a messenger RNA of Portunus trituberculatus (swimming crab), 3467 nucleotides long. RefSeq names its product discoidin domain-containing receptor 2-like. The record is from RefSeq and is a predicted model, not a curated record. Lineage: Eukaryota; Metazoa; Arthropoda; Malacostraca; Decapoda; Portunidae.